Molecule: messenger RNA, 1152 nt
Organism: Symbiodinium pilosum
Lineage: Eukaryota; Dinophyceae; Suessiales; Symbiodiniaceae
Source: the annotation of a GenBank genome assembly
AUGACUUCCACUCCUCUGCACCAAGCCAUCUUGCUGGGGGACCUCGAGGCUGUGAAGUCGCUUCUCCAAAGGAAGUCCGAGGCUCCACGCAUUGUGAACCUGCCUGACCUGCUUCUGGAGCGGCCCCUUCACGUUGCUGCACGCUCCGGCGGCGAGCAUGUGCGGAGCAUGACGAGGGCGCUGAUCGCAGCCAGGGCGGACUUGAAUCUGCAGAAUAAACUUGGUGAGACACCUUUGGAUUACGCGGCUUACUGGCAGAUGGAACAUGCGCUGGUCGGAGAGUUCCGGAAAGAACGGCACUGCAAACAAGUGGCAAGGAUUUUGUGCAAAGCUGGGGGUGUCCGAAAGACGACGUGCCUGAACAACCAGCACUGGAACGACCUAUUUCAGAAGUGGAUCAAGCUCAAGGGCAAUGUUGAGGAGAUCGUGUCCUCAACGUCGGGUGAAGACGCGAGCGUCCACACACGGAAACGAGAACGUGAACGCUUGCCUGCAAAAGCUGCAAGAGCAAGAGUUUUUCCAACCAGAACGGCUCGGACUGAUCGCGAGGCGCCUACAAAGGCAAGCGCGAUGAAAAGUAAUCAAUACAGAAGUCUUCCACGGCAAGGCAUCAUACGCCUGGACGCUCUGCUCCCUUACCGCAAGUUCUUCAGCAACUGCUUCCGCGACGGACGGAGGCUGGCUCAAUUGGUAGAGGAGCUGAUCAGCGGCCGCUGGCCAGUUCUGGACACCGAGUUCCUUCGGUUGCGCUGCGUCCUUGUGGACGGCAGGCUCUUCUGCAGGGAUGUCCAUCGUCUUUGGUGCCUCAAGGCCUAUCAAGAUCAUCUGCAGGACAUAGUUUUUGUCAACGUGAACAUCAGUUCGGAAAAGAAAGCAACUCGCAUCCGACGGCGCCGCAGAAAACGCUCCAGCGAUCUUGAGCAAGAUGCCACGACAGGCAUUCGGAGACCAGGUGGGAGGCAGAGGAGACAGGAGACAGCACAGAAGGAUGAUGUUAUCGUGGUGGACGAAAAGAUGCUCAGCUGCAGCGCCGCCUCUUCCCAAAUGAGGAAGGCAGCGAAGCGUGCAAAAGAAACGCAGUCACGAGCCAUGAAAGAUCCUGACGGAUGGAAGCCCAUGCUGCAUUUGCGCGGCGGUCCGACGCGGCCUUGA